UCCGCCGACACGCCCAUACAGGACGGCCGCAUGCGGCGCGUGCACGCAGCCUUCGCGCGCGACGACGACGACUCCCCGCCCUCCUACAAGGAGAAGGGCGGGCGGCGGCCGAGCGCCGGCAAGGACGCGGAUAAAAGCAAAAAGGGCGAAGGCACAGAGGAGAAGGAGAAGGAGAACAAGUGCGCGGAGGAGAAGCGCAAACACAUCAAGAGCCUCAUCGACAAGAUCCCCACGCAGAAGGAGCAGCUCUUCCAGUACAAGCUCGACACCGCGCAGAUCGACAACGUGCUGAUGGAGAAGAAGAUCCGUCCCUGGAUCAACAAGAAGAUCAUAGAGUACAUCGGCGAGCCCGAGCCCACGCUCGUGGACUUCAUCUGCAGCAAGGUGCUGGGUGGAGACCAGGCGGGGUCGUUAGUAAACCUCUUCGUCAAACUAACAAGCGCCGCCGACGUGCGCUCCCUCAGUGCGGCAGAGUGGGCGCUUGUUAAACCAAUCGACUGA
Messenger RNA from Papilio polytes (common Mormon), 501 nucleotides. RefSeq names its product RNA-binding protein 25-like. Gene Ontology annotation, cellular component: spliceosomal complex. The record is from RefSeq and is a predicted model, not a curated record. Gene Ontology annotation, biological process: mRNA processing; regulation of alternative mRNA splicing, via spliceosome. The transcript has 6 exons. NCBI's taxonomy places the organism in Eukaryota, Metazoa, Arthropoda, Insecta, Lepidoptera, Papilionidae. Gene Ontology annotation, molecular function: mRNA binding. Bases 31 to 501 code for a protein of 156 amino acids.